AUGUGGAGGUGGAACUCAUAGAUGAUUGAGGAGAGAACGCAAUCGAGAUAUCAGUCAUUUCCAGAGAAUCCUGAAAUCAUAAGAGAGAAAGAAAGAGAUUACAAGAAGCGUUAUGGUUACUCACCUUAUCCAAAUAAACAAAUAUUGUACAAAGUGACUGAAACUGAAUGCAAAUAAAGAGAUAAUAUUAAAUAAGAAAUAUUCUGGUAUAUAAAAUUGGGCCCGUUUAUAUUCGGAUCAUAAUAGGGUGCUUAGGUUAUUUAAGCAAGUCAAGAUUCAUAAGAUACGGUUAAUAAAUACUUAAAAUUGUCAAAAAAGGCAUAAAUUAAUAAAUAACGUGUGGACGAGGAAGAUGAAGAGGAUGAAUCUAAAUUAUACCAGCAAGCAAAGGUCUUCAGAAGACUCAAAUGUGUUGAUGGUAAUCAUCUAAAUAUAAAUAUGCAGAAUGUGUAAAAUCUAGAGGAGAAUCAGUAAUAUCAAUAAUGA
This is a messenger RNA of Paramecium tetraurelia, 486 nucleotides long. RefSeq lists its product as uncharacterized. Lineage: Eukaryota; Ciliophora; Oligohymenophorea; Peniculida; Parameciidae. The record is from RefSeq and is a predicted model, not a curated record. The transcript is spliced from 2 exons.